This is a messenger RNA of Penicillium bovifimosum, 2859 nucleotides long. RefSeq lists its product as uncharacterized. Gene Ontology annotation, biological process: phosphatidylinositol dephosphorylation. Bases 1 to 2859 code for a protein of 952 amino acids. Gene Ontology annotation, molecular function: phosphatidylinositol-4-phosphate phosphatase activity. The transcript has 3 exons. The record is from RefSeq and is a predicted model, not a curated record. Lineage: Eukaryota; Fungi; Ascomycota; Eurotiomycetes; Eurotiales; Aspergillaceae. Gene Ontology annotation, cellular component: endoplasmic reticulum.
AUGCCCACUUUAUUGCGCAAGUUGGCCGUCGUCGCCGCGGUUGAUGGCCUCAUACUGCAUGCGCAAGCCAACGGUGCGCGGCAUAAUACCGGAAGUGACAAUGAGACCUCAGCUAUCCGAAUUGAUUAUAAGACGAACAAAAUCACAGCGCUGCCUACUUCUGCCUCGGAAUCACUCGACGGAAAGGACGCCUUGGAGGCCUAUGGUUUAGUGGGUCUUUUGUCUGUCGCUUCAUACUCAUUCAUCAUUUCCAUCACGCAGCGCCAGCAGGUGGCACAGAUUCAAGGCCACCCGAUCUAUACCGUAACCAACGUCGCGAUUAUUCCGACCACGUCCCAAGCAGAUGCCUCCCGCGCAAUCGCCCAAGCUAAGAAAGAAUCAUCGCAGGAGGAGGCUGCCUUUGACUCGUCUUCAGACGAAGAUGACCUUCCCGACAACGAAACUGACACAGCCGAGGCGGAGGCGGAGAUCGGCAGCUUGCCAUCGUCGCCCACCCGCAGCACACCUCACGCCCGCGGGAACAGUGUCAGUAGUAUCGCCGAAGAUGUGCUUGUGAAGAAGGUCCGCUUUGGCAGGUUUGCCGCCAAUUGGCUGUCCCGCAGGAACCUGGGCUUGCCUAGACCAGGCGCUCUGGAGCCGGACGUACCAGACUCUCCCUUUGAUGGAGCUUCCCGCUCUUCUGGCGACGCCAGUGAGGCAGCGCAUGAUGCUAUGGAAGAAGUUCUCGCUGAAGGGGUUGAGGCUCAAAGCAAGGCUGAAAACCCCAAGUACGGGCAAGCUGCGGAAUUGUUACCGAAGCUGCUACGGUAUACGAAGCUUUUGUUUGCAUCGCAUAACUUUUCCUUUGCAUACGAUUAUGAUCUUACACGCUCUUUGCAUAUGCAGGAAGCUCGGAGAGAUCGACUUCCUCUCCACAAAUUGGUGGAUCCAUUGUACUUUUGGAACAGACAUUUGAUGAACGCAUUUAUCGAUCAUGGAGCUCAUGGCUUUGUUCUGCCGCUCAUUCAAGGUUUUGUCGGUCAACGAGAAUUUACAGUCGCUGGCGCUGGAAAGAAGCAAUCGAAAGACUCCUCAGAGGAACUAUCUGAAGGUCGAAUUCUCGGUGAAAAGCAUGAGGCUGAAGCUGCCGAAGUUGAUGACAGCAAGCGUGACUACCUUUUGACCCUCAUCUCUCGACGGUCCGUCAACCGACCGGGUCUUCGCUACCUGCGCCGUGGUGUUGACGACGAGGGCAACACUGCCAACACAGUGGAGACUGAGCAGAUCCUCUCAGUGCCGGAUUGGGCUCCUUCUCACUCCGCCUACUCUUAUCUGCAGAUCCGCGGUUCGAUCCCUCUCUACUUCUCUCAGUCACCAUACGCAUUGAAGCCAAUUCCCGUGCUCCAUCACUCUGCAGACACCAAUCUGCUUGCCUUCGGCCGACACUUCCGAGAACUCAGCCGACGAUACGGGAAAGUUCAAGCAGUUUCUCUUAUUGACAAGCUCGCAGGUGAACUGAAGCUAGGAGAGCAAUAUGAAAGAUAUACCGAAUCAUUCAACGCUGCAGGUGGCAUUGACGGGACCCCGGUGCAACUGGAAUGGUUUGACUUCCAUCGCGAAUGCCGGGGUAUGAAGUUCGAAAAUGUAUCGCGGCUGGUCGAUCGUCUGCAGGAUACUUUGAACGAAUUCUGCUACACCAUUGUCACUGACAAUAGUAUACUGCAAACCCAAAAGGGCAUCAUCAGGACCAAUUGCAUGGAUUGUCUCGAUCGCACUGGUGUUGCUCAGUGUGCAUUUGGCCAAUGGGUCCUUGAACAUCAGCUUGAGAACGAAGGAAUUGACAUUGAUCUCGGCGGUGACUCUGCUACUCGAUGGUUCAAUACGCUUUGGGCAGACAACGGGGAUGCCAUCUCCAAGCAGUAUUCAUCGACCGCGGCUCUGAAAGGAGAUUACACUCGCACACGCAAGCGAGACUAUCGGGGUGCCCUCAAUGAUUUUGGGUUGACCCUCUCCCGCUAUUAUAACAACAUAGUCAACGACUUCUUCUCCCAAGCUUGCAUCGACUAUCUCCUAGGCAAUGUCUCAACGCAGGUCUUCGACGAGUUCGCCAUUGAACUUCAGACCACGGAUCCAGGGGUCUCAGUCCAAAAGCUUCGCCAGAAUGCCAUUGACACCAGCUGCAAGAUCGUCAUCAGCAGCCCGUCCGAAGAAUUCCUAGGCGGCUGGACCAUGUUGACACCCCGUCAACCAAAUACUCUUCGUACCCUGCCUUUUGAGGAAUCAGUUCUGCUGUUAACCGACGCCGCGGUCUACAGCUGCCGCUUUGACUGGGAGACCGACAAAGUUCGCUCAUUUGAACGGAUUGAUCUGCGCUCUAUCUCCCGCAUCCACUAUGGUACAUAUAUCACGUCCAUUUUGACAGAUAGUCAAGCCAACGAGGAAAGCAACGUCGGUCUCGUCAUUGUCUACCGCGAUGGGGACAUCAACACUCUCCGUGUCAACACUCGGUCCCUACAAAGCGAUGUCGAUCUAAGCACCUUGGAGACCACCACAAGUGCCAACAGUGAAUGGGACCUUGUCUCCUGGCUGCGUGGGAGCAAGCGUUCCGCGACUCGCUUCGUCGCAUUCAAGGGUCUACCACUGUUGAACUCAGUAUCCAGUUCGAGGCUUGGUGCUAGCGCAGCAACAGUUCGUGAGAGGGAUCGGAUCCGUUCGAUCUGCUUGGAUAUUGAGCGGGCUAUGUUUGCAGGCCAGGGUCGUGAUAUUGAUGCAGCUUCUGCUGUGGAGGAGUCUGAUAUCAUAUCCUCGGCUGAUGCCAAAAAGAGGACUGGAUGGUUGGAAUAUCUUGUCUAUGAUCUGAAGAAGAUGGUUUGGGCAUGA